GAAAUAGACAGACGGUUGGAAAAGAAGCUGAAGAUCACACAGAAGGAAAGUAGAAAGUCCAAAUCUCCUCCCAAAGUGCCGAUCGUGAUCCAGGACGACAGCCUUCCUGCAGGUCCUCCCCCGCAGAUCCGCAUCCUGAAGAGGCCAACGACCAACGGUGUCCUCAGCAAUCCCAACUCUGCCAGCCGACCGGCCUUCCCCGUGAAAUCCCUGGCACAGAGGGAGGCGGAGUACGCAGAAGCCAGGAAACGAAUAUUGGGCAGCGCCAGCCCCGAAGAGGAGCAGGAGAAACCCAUUCUAGAUAGGCCAACGCGGAUCUCCCAGCCAGAAGACACCAGACAGGCCAACAAUGUGAUCAGGCAGCCACUGGGUCCCGAUGGCUCACAGGGCUUCAAGCAGCGCAGAUAGACGCGGAGACACCAGGCUGCCGCGCAAGGCUGGGAUACGGACACACGGACCUGGGCAAAGGGAACUCCCUGGUUGAUUUGCACUGUGACCCCCUUUGCUCUGCCCACUGUGACCUUCAGCCCCACGCACUGUGACCUCCCCUC
Messenger RNA from Acanthisitta chloris (rifleman), 551 nucleotides. RefSeq names its product SUZ RNA binding domain containing 1 (gene SZRD1). The annotation marks the transcript as partial. Lineage: Eukaryota; Metazoa; Chordata; Aves; Passeriformes; Acanthisittidae. The transcript is spliced from 3 exons. The record is from RefSeq and is a predicted model, not a curated record.